AUAGCACAUAUGUGCAUGCGUGAUACAUAGGUGAUAAGUCUGCUGAAUCUGAUUAAUCUAAAUUAUGUGUCUUAUGCAAAAUAUUUUAGCAAUUCAGACCAAUGGAAAAUGCAAUUUCACCAUUUCAGAAGAACCCAGAACUCAAAAAAAGCCUUUGGGAAGAUUUGAUAAACUGUAAGGUGAUUGAAAAAGUAGGAGAACAGAAAGCUCAGAAGUAUUUUAAUGAUUUAGAGUUAUGGUUGUGCCAAGCUCCUCACUUUACAACAGUGCGAGUUAACACCUUAGAAACAACAACACUUCAGGCCAAAGAAGAUUUAAGAGAAAUUUUAGAUAAGCAGAUCAGUAGUGGUGAGCGUACAGAUAAGUUCACAGUUGAUAUUCACCCUCACGUUCCUGACCUUCUUAUCGUCAGCUCAGCUUCUGAUAAUGAAGCUGUACACCCUUGGAGACGAGAAUUAAUUGUUGGAGCCCUGUGUGGUGUGGCCGUGUUGCGGGGAGCAGAUGUCUAUGCACCUGGUGUCAUGGGUGCUCCGCUAAAUCUAAUACAGGGAGAAAAAGUUUCUGUUUUUGCUGAUGUUAAUGGAAUGUGCAAGCGGGGUUUGACAAAAGUGUUUACUGGUGACAAAGUGUUUGUUGGAAAUGGGAUAUCUGUUAUGAGUCGACAAGAUAUUUUCAAUGUUUCUUCCCCAAGUGGACUUGCUGUGAGAAUUGUCAAACGUAUCUGUCCUUCACCUUCUCUAAAUGGAAUCAUGGAAGAAAGACUUUUCUUACAAAAUUUACCAUCUGUUGUUUGUUGCCAUGUGUUAAAUCCUCAGCCCGGAGAUUGGGUAUUGGACAUGUGUGCAGCUCCAGGAGGAAAAACAACUCAUUUGGCAGUUCUGAUGAAAAACAAGGGUACUAUUGUAGCUCUGGACAAGUCUAAGUAUAAGAUUCAGCGCCUUUCCGAAAACAUUCAAAGACAAAAAUUUUCUAAUGUAUUCACAUUUGCCUGUGACUCCAGUAAAGCCCUGGAGUGUGGGAAAACUGGUUUUGAUGCUUAUAUAACAAAGAAAACUGGAGGUGUUCCUAAGCUUCCUUUUCCACCAGAAUUAUUUGAUUGUAUUCUACUUGAUGCACCUUGCAGCGCCCUUGGUCAACGUCCACAGUUCACAAAUUCCAUGAGUACAAAAGAGCUUUGUUCUUUUCCUUCUUUACAGAAAAAACUCUUUAAAACAGCUGUUUCUCUUUUAAAGAAAACUGGGAAACUUGUGUAUAGUACCUGUACUCUCACUAUUGCAGAGAAUGAAAGAUUGGUCAGUUGGGCACUGGACACAUUUCCAUCACUGGCAUUAGAGAAACAGGAACCACAUUUAGGAUACCAAGGCUUGAUAGGUGGAGGUCUUAGUGAGGAGCAAAGAUUAAAGUUGCAGAGAUUUGGCAUCUCACCACAAGAUGGAUUUGAAAAUUCUGUAGAGCGUGAUACCAUUGGGUUUUUUAUUGCCAAGUUCUGUAAAUGUGAUGUAUGAUGAGAAAUAAAUAUUUUGUAAUUAAAGAUUA
Molecule: messenger RNA, 1536 nt
Organism: Limulus polyphemus (Atlantic horseshoe crab)
Lineage: Eukaryota; Metazoa; Arthropoda; Merostomata; Xiphosura; Limulidae
Product: putative methyltransferase NSUN6
Exons: 11
Coding region: 102-1505 (467 amino acids)
Biological process (GO): RNA methylation
Molecular function (GO): methyltransferase activity; RNA binding
Source: RefSeq, a predicted model, not a curated record